Haemonchus placei is the source of this 1578-nucleotide messenger RNA. The record is from the annotation of a GenBank genome assembly. Lineage: Eukaryota; Metazoa; Nematoda; Chromadorea; Rhabditida; Trichostrongylidae.
GCGAGUGUGGAGUAUAAUCUUCGGUUGCCGCCAUCUCUUGUUGACGCCUCUGAGGAAAGGAAACUCAAGGCAUUCGAAGAGUUUUGGAAUAGCGGGGUUCCUCGGUUUGGAGAUCAGGAAUCUGAAGGGUGGGACCAUUACGUUGCCACCUGUGGAAGCCGAGCAGACCUGAGGGAGUCCGAAUUAGUCGAAAGAGAGCUUCAAACACAGCUUAUAUCUUCGUUAGAAGACAGGAUUUCUUCGUCAUCCGAUGACGCUGUGAUAAGUUGGAUUGAAAUGGAACGUGAGCUGGAUAGAAUUGAAAGUCGACCCAGACGACGGCUCGUGGCGAACGUUUCGACGGAAGAGGGGCCGCCUCCUUUCACCGAGAUUGAGUUCAGCGAUCUUCGUAUUCUUCGUAUUAAAUGUUUCGGACCUGAUGCCAUCCUUGUUUUGCUUCGCACUCUUGGCGUCCAUUUCUGCGGAUCACUUGGCUCGAGAACUUUCGGGAAUUCCGCUAAGGUUUUGCCUUGUAUACCUACGUUUCGAUUGCUUGAUGAAUGGGAUCUUCUACCGCCUUCAAAGAAACUUUUUCCGGUCCCAUCAGUUGGUGCUAAUGAUCUUGCUUUGAAGAUGGUAUAUACCAUGACAAAAAUUGGGCAUUCUCCAGAAUUUGUGUUCUCUCUUCUCGAAACAAAAGCUACACAGUUGGAACAGCUCUAUAAAGAUAGACCAGGAAAUGUACGCAAAGCGAAAUUCGAGGAAUAUUUACGUGAAGUCAUGAGUGAAAUGAGUGGUAUGAAUUUCGGCAUACCGAGUGAUGAUUUCAACCUAGCAGCUGUGGUAUAUGCAUUGAGCAUAUUGCGUCGUUGGGUACAAAAAGAGGAAGCCACAUUGAAUUGUGAUGUUUCGUUAGAGGAAGGCGCGCAGAAGAAGAGGAAACUGAAGAAGCGGGAACUUCCUUUUACUCGGCGCCAGCUUGUCGAUAAGCUGAGCGAGUGCUUGUUCAAAUACAGUGGUACUCCUUUACAUCUGCUGGGAAACAGGCGUCUCCAGAUGCUUCUGAAGCUACUUCUGUUAUUAGUGCAGCCGCUCUCAUGCUUUGAAUCACCCAGAGCUAUAUGCAUUGCACUGCAAAUUUACUUCGAGUAUGGAAGAGGUUCAUCGAUAUAUCAUCCUCGGGCGAGCUACAGAUGUGGAAAGUUCGCCGGUUUCUGUCAAACGCCCAGUCCAAGAGCAAUCCAACAUUGGAUAUGUAUCACUCACUUUCUUAUCUUUACAUGGAAAAGCGUAAGGCGGAGAGGUUGCUGGAAGCGGGUGUUCCACUGCACACAAAUGUGGUUGCUGAAAUUACACGCAGAGAGGCUUCGCGAAGAAAGGAUCCCGCCUUAUGGCGCUUAGCAAUGGCAUAUUCCAAGACGAAGCAGUUUUUCGAAGAGACUCACGUGAUGGCAUCAUCUCAGUGUGGUUGGUCACGACAUCUUCACAUAGAUUACACUGCGGGAAGCAUGACUCGUAAAGCUUGUGAAGAGAUGAUACGUCUUAUGGAGGAACGGGGUGCCCACGUAUUUAAUAAUCUCGAAUAUGUUGAUCUCCUGA